Messenger RNA from Hibiscus syriacus, 313 nucleotides. RefSeq names its product peptidyl-prolyl cis-trans isomerase FKBP12-like. The transcript is spliced from 4 exons. The record is from RefSeq and is a predicted model, not a curated record. Gene Ontology annotation, molecular function: peptidyl-prolyl cis-trans isomerase activity. The coding region runs from base 95 to 226 and encodes 43 amino acids. NCBI's taxonomy places the organism in Eukaryota, Viridiplantae, Streptophyta, Magnoliopsida, Malvales, Malvaceae.
AGUUCAGGAGCACAAAGGAUCCUGGACAGAACCUUUCUCUUUUCAAAUUGGGACGGGCUCUGUUAUAAAAGGAUGGGACGAGGGUGUGGUGGGAAUGCAAGUGGGAGAAGUAGCUCGUCUUCUGUGCUCGCCAGACUAUGCGUAUGGUGCUGGUGGAUUUCCGGCAUGGGGAAUACAGACGAACUCGGUUCUCGAUUUCGAGAUCGAAGUCCUACGCGCACAGUGAGUGGUAGGCUUUUGGUGACUAUUGAGAGAUAAUAUGCAUCCCGAAUAAUUUACCUGCCAUGAACGGACGAUGAGUAUUUUCGAGUCG